Molecule: messenger RNA, 1362 nt
Organism: Callorhinchus milii (elephant shark)
Lineage: Eukaryota; Metazoa; Chordata; Chondrichthyes; Chimaeriformes; Callorhinchidae
Exons: 5
Coding region: 298-1362 (354 amino acids)
Source: RefSeq, a predicted model, not a curated record
CGCCGCCCGGAGCGCUUGGCGGUCAACGUCCCGGGUAACCGGUGUAACGUUUGCGGGCGCUUUAAAUCACAUCCGGUGGGGGUUGAUCUGCUGGUUAGACAGUGAGAGGUGUGUGUGUGUGUGUGUGUGUCUUUACACAAGUCAGGACAGUGUUACACUGCUCUCUGUUCCCAUGGAAACUGUAAACAAACAGGAGGCAGUGAGUGAGGGAGUGAGGGAUGGGGUGGAGGAGAUGAAACAGACUCCAGGGUUUGUACCCCUAAACCCUCUGCAAAAGUGGUCAGACCUUCGCGGACCAUGGCAGCAGAAAGGAGGCAAGAUCUACCCUUAACCAGCUCGGGAGUCGGGCUGCGCUACACCCCAGCGAGAUACUUCCCUCCGUCUGACUUCAGAGCGCUGGUCAGAGAUCCCCUUCGGUCCGAUCUGAGGGUCGUGGACAAGAUUUCUUCCUUCGAUGAGGUCUUCAAUCACUUCGAGACCACCACAGGCUCCACGCACAACAACAAGACCCUGCACAGUGUGCUCGACCACCCCAAGCACAAGAAAGGAGCCACACUCGUGAAGGUCCAUUACAUCAAGGACUUGUCUGAGAAGCUGAAAGCCCGUUCCUGGGGAUCCCCGUUGGCGAUGGGGAACCAGACCAGCGAAAUGAAGGACAAGUUUGCAGGACAAUUGCCCCAGUCCAUGCACACGGCCUUCGAAGGUGGACCCCAGCCCUUCGGCCUCGCCAACCACCACACCAACGGACCCAGCAAGAACAUCAUCGCCAGCACAGAGAACCCUCGGCGGGCGGGGGAGGAGUUCUACGUGAAUGAUAAGGAUGUCUUGCGUCUGAACGAGCCCUACAUGUCCGUCACCACCAAGGAUUUCCGCCCAUAUAAAAGGUACCUCUCCUUUGUUUGUUCCCACGCGGAUCGAUUUCAAUAUCCUUUCACCGAUCACUUCGCGCCUGCGAAGGAUCUGGAAGGAGUUGCCAAGAAGGACAUUGCCACGUAUUGGCAGACGGAAGACUACCCUAAGGCUUGGGGUCACGGGCUGAAGGAAAACCCUCUUCCCAAGGAUUCCCAGAGGAUUCUCCGGGAGACUUGGCCAAUGCGAGAUGCCAUGCAGUUCCCCAAUCCCACCCGACUGACUCGCCUGCCCGCACGCCUGGUCCCGGUGCCCAACUUCGGCCUCAGAACCCUCUGCCAGGACUCUUACCAGCCGCCCCGGGACGUCAAACACCGUCAGGACGUGAUGUGCCCCCUCUCGGCCCCCUGGGUCCUCCCGCUGGAGGGUCCCGUCCCCGAAAUCAUGUCGACCCCCAAAAUGUACGAGAGCGAGUACCAGACGUAUGGCAGCGGCUAUCCGGUUACUGUGUAA